Saccoglossus kowalevskii is the source of this 726-nucleotide messenger RNA. RefSeq lists its product as uncharacterized. NCBI's taxonomy places the organism in Eukaryota, Metazoa, Hemichordata, Enteropneusta, Harrimaniidae. The record is from RefSeq and is a predicted model, not a curated record.
AUGGUUGAUGCUUUUAAGCUAAUCCCUAUCCAUCCUUCUUUAUGGAAUUUGUAUGGUAUCCAGUGGGAUAGUCAAUUUUACACUGUCUUUCAUUUACUGGACGAUUUUUUAACAGUUGACCCACCAUCAUGUGAUGUUGAUCGUACAAUGGUUCUACUGACUCUACUGACUGUUGUUUCAUUGCUUAAAUAUCCCUAUCUCACCACUAAAACAGUGGGUCCAACCAAAUGUUUAGAAUAUCUGGGAAUUGAACUUGAUACUAUUGCCAUGGAGACACCCCUACCAGAGGAUAAACUUAAUAGGAUGCUUAAUUUGGUUGUUUCAUUCCUUGCCCGUAAAUCCUGCACAAAGCGCGAAUUACCAAGCCCCCUGGGACACCUGAAUUUCACAUGCAAGUUGGUCAUUCCAGGCCUGACAUUUAUUUCUUGCUUACUUGAAAUUUCCAAGGGAGUGAAGAGUUCAAACUACCAUGUGACAUUAUCGCCAGAAAGUAAACAAGACCUGCUGAUGUGGCACCAAAUCCUUUCUAAUUGGAAUGGUGUUUCAAUGUUUCUUGAGGCCAAAACAACCCUAGCAUCGGAUAUGCAGCCAUUCACAGAUGCCAGCAGCAUAAGGCAUGGCGGCAUUUCUGCGGUCAUUGGUUUAAUGAACGCUGGCAGCACGGACUUAUCCUUGACUCUGAUGCAGCACUGUUCAUCGCAUUUAAAAAACUGUACUCAAUCGUAG